Hordeum vulgare subsp. vulgare (domesticated barley) is the source of this 2383-nucleotide messenger RNA. RefSeq names its product interactor of constitutive active ROPs 2, chloroplastic. The record is from RefSeq and is a predicted model, not a curated record. The coding region runs from base 186 to 2024 and encodes 612 amino acids. NCBI's taxonomy places the organism in Eukaryota, Viridiplantae, Streptophyta, Magnoliopsida, Poales, Poaceae. The transcript is spliced from 4 exons.
GACGGCAGACCCGAGGAGGAGAAGGCGCUCGGCUCGGCACGCACAGUCGCACCACGCGCUAGCAGACAGCCGCAGCAGUGGGAAGAGAGGAGAAGCAGAAGAAGAACAAGAACAGCAAGGAGGAGAGAGAGAGAGCAACAAGAGGAGUUGAGUGAGGGCACAAGGAUUUGGUGAGGGAUCUCAUCAUGCAGAACUCAAAAACCAGUAGGAAUGGCUCUUCAGAUGCUCCGCAGAGGACGUCUCCAGCAACUCCACGGUCGUCUCGUGUGGCGAAAACUGGAGGGAAUGAAACUGAUUCCGCAGGGAUCACACCAACAAGAACACCUACAGAGAGGAGUCCAAAGGUCAUCGAGCGUCGUUCCCCACGGAGCCCAGUUACUGAGAAGAAGCGCCCAAGUAGGCUAACUGAGCUGGACUCUAAGGUCAACCAGCUCCAAGAUGAGCUGAAGAAGACCAAGGAACAGUUGAGUGCAUCAGAGGCACGAAGGUGCCAAGCACAGCAGGAGGCCGAAGAAGCAAAGAAGCAGGGACAGGAUGUGUCGUUGAAGCUGGAGGAGUCGCAGUGCCAGCUUGUCAAUCUCUCAGCAGCAGAGGAGUCCCGUCUCCAGGAGCUGCGCAAGAUCCAACAGGAGCGUGACCGCACCUGGCAGGCCGAGCUUGAGGCAUUUCAGAAACAGCAGUCAGUGGAUGCCGCUGCACUCAGCUCGGCCUUGUCUGAGAUCCAGAGGCUGAAGUUGCAGCUGGAGGUGACAGUGCAAUCUGAUACAGCCCGUGCCAAGCAAUGUGAGCAUGCGGACUCUGAGCUUGAAGCGCUGAAGCAGGAGAUGGAGCUCAGGCUUGCAACGAUUGAAGCCCUGAAAGUAAAUAUCAGUGAAAGUGACAAGGCUGCAGCUGAUGCGAAUGCCAUGGCAACUGAGACCAAGCUGCAGCUUGAGACUGCAAAGGCCACCAUUGACACACUCCUAGCUGAAGGUGCCCGGUUGCAAGAAUGCCUGAAGUCAAAGGACAUAGAGCUCGGUGAGUCUAAAGCUCGGGUAGUAGCACUUGAGGAAGAUCUGAAGAAGGCACAUGCUGCAGGUAAUGAAAUUCUGGACGAGGCACAGGCAGGCAAUGCCAAUGGUGGCUUUGGCAGUCCGUUGACUGAAGUUCUGAAGAAGAGCCCACAUCCCACCAGUGACAUCAAUGGAAGUCCUGACCCAGAGAUUGAGCACUUGCGGAUGGCGCUUGAGGUGGCAGAGAUGAGGUACCAGGAGGAGCAAACUCGGCUGACCUUCGAGACAAAGACAGUCUAUGAGAUGCUGGAGAAUGUUAAGUCUGAGUGUACGCGCCAAGUGUGUGAUAUUGAGCUCAAGCUGAAGAGCAAGAAUGACGAGCUCAUGGCAGCGCAGGCAGCACUUACAGGCAAGGCGCAGGAGGACCUUCACAGGUCAGACGGGCUGAGCGAAAUGCAGCCGGAGCUGGAGGCGAAGCUGAUGAAGUCGAUCACAGACAUCGCGGAGCUCAAGGCAAACCUGAUGGACAAGGAGAACGCGCUGCAGAGCCUGGUGGAGGAGAACGAGACCCUCAAGUCGGAGGCGGGCAAGAAGGAGGCAGACGUGCAGCAGCGGUACGAGGCGGCGGUGGCGGAGCUGGAGCUAGCCAAGGCGGCGGAGCAGGACGUGCGGAUGCGGCUCGGGUACGUGACGGAGGAGGCCGACAAGAGCAGCCGACGUGCCGCCCGGGCCUCGGAGCAGUUGGACGCCGCGCAGGCGGCGAGCACGGAGGCCGACGCGGAGCUGCGCCGGCUGCGCGUGCAGUCCGACCAGUGGCGCAAGGCUGCAGAGGCCGCCGCCGCUGCCCUUGCGGGUGGUGGCAACAAUGGUGGCCGGAUGGUGGAGAGGACCGGGUCGCUGGACACGGAGUACAACGGGUCGAUCGGCGGGAAGCUGAUGGGGUCACCGUUCUCGGACGAGGAGUCCCCCAAGCGGCGCAACAGCGGCGUGCUGCGGAGGAUGAGCGGGCUGUGGAAGAAGGGGCCCAAGUGAAGAAGCUCAUGAGACCGGACGAGACGACCGACCGACGAGAGGUAAGGUAAGAGUAGCAGCAAGAUGACAACCAGAUUCAGCAGAGCUGGUCAGUGAUCACAGUAGCAGUCUAGUAGAGUUGCUGAUGAUGAGUAGUAGAAAUCUAUAGCUGAGCUUCUAGGGUUACUCACUAGGAUGAUGGAUGUGAUGGAAUGGAGUGGAAUGAUAGAUGGAUAUCUGUCCCUUCUUGUUUGGAGUUAGUUGAAAGAGAGAGAACCUGCUGUGGAUUGUGGUGUCAUCAGAUCCUGGAGCAGCCGCUUUUGUUUGGCUGCCUGCAUGCCUAUGUUUGUUAUGUUGAAAGAAACCACCUUGAUGUUUAA